GGUGGCGCCGUCGAGUCUGCUCCCGGAAGCAGCGGAAAGAGCCGCCGCAAUAGCAGCCGCCGCCGCCGCCGCUGCUGUUUGGACAAUGAGGCCGGCAGUGGGCUUAGGCAACGGCGGCGGCUGCUGAGCUCGGCCCGCGGCCGCUGGCAAGAGAGGUGGCACCGGCGGGCCGCAGGGUGAUGGUGGCCGGCGGGCCAUGCUGCUGAAGCUCCUGCAGAGACAGACCUAUACCUGCCUGUCGCACAGGUAUGGGCCCUGCCUCUGCCUCGGAGGCAUCGUCCUCAUGAUCGUCUCUGCGCUGCAAUUCGGAGAGGUCGUUCUAGAGUGGAGUCGGGACCAGUAUCAUGUUUUGUUUGACUCAUACAGAGACAAUGUUGCUGGGAAAUCAUUUCAGAACAGACUUUGCUUGCCCAUGCCUAUUGAUGUGGUGUAUACCUGGGUGAAUGGCACAGAUAUCGAGCUGAUGAAAGAACUGCAACAGGUGAGGAAACAGAUGGAGGAAGAACAGAGAAUAAUGAGGGAAAUGCUUGGAAAAAAUGUAACUGAACCAACUAAGAAAAGUGAGAAGCAACUGGAGUGUUUACUGACACAUUGCAUCAAAGUGCCAAUGCUUGUCUUGGACCCUGCUUUGCCGAGCAACAUCACUUUAAAGGAUCUGCCAUCUGUCUAUCCUCUGUUACGAGCUGCCAACAAUAUCUUCUCUGUUGCAAAGCCAAAAAAUCCCUCUACCAAUGUUACUGUCAUUGUUUUUGACAGCCCUAAAGAAGCUGAAGACUCCCUUUCUGGAAUGUUAAAGGAGACCAGCAGGCAAGCAGUGUGGAGAGGCUAUUUGACUACAGACAAAGAAGUUCCUGGGCUAGUGUUAAUGCAAGACUUGGUUUUCCUCAAGGGAUUUCCCCCUACAUUUAAAGAAACAAAUCAGCUACGAGCAAAACUCCCAGAAAAUCUUGCUUCCAAGAUAAAGCAGUUGCAGCUUUAUUCAGAAGCCAGUGUAGCUCUCUUGCAGCUGAAUAACCCUAAGGAUUUCCAGGAGCUGAACAAGCAAGCUAAGAAAAACAUGACUAUAGAAGGGAAAGAACUAACACUCAAUCCUUCAUAUUUAUUAUGGGACCUCAGUGCCAUCAGCCAGUCUAAGCAGGAUGAAGAUAUUUCAGCCAGCCGUUUUGAGGACAACGAAGAGCUGCGGUACUCAUUGCGAUCAAUAGAGAGGCAUGCACCGUGGGUCCGGCACAUUUUCAUAGUCACUAAUGGACAGAUUCCUUCCUGGCUCAAUUUGGAUAAUCCUCGGAUAACUAUAGUAACACAUCAGGAUAUAUUUCAGAAUUUGAGUCACUUGCCUACCUUUAGUUCCCCUGCCAUUGAAAGCCACAUUCACCGCAUUGCAGGAUUGUCCCAGAAGUUCAUUUAUCUAAAUGAUGAUGUGAUGUUUGGGAAAGAUGUAUGGCCUGAUGACUUCUAUAGUCACUCCAAAGGUCAAAAGGUUUAUUUGACUUGGCCAGUGCCAAACUGUGCUGAGGGAUGUCCUGGAUCAUGGAUUAAAGAUGGCUAUUGUGAUAAAGCCUGUAACAAUUCUGCAUGUGAUUGGGAUGGAGGCGAUUGCAUUGGCAACAGUGUGGGUAACCGUUAUGGAGGUGGUGGUGGAGCAGCUGGAGGGGCGGGGAAUGUCCCACCCUGGCAAUUCGGUGCAGGAAUAACCGGAGUCUCCUACUGUAACCAAGGCUGUGCAAAUUCAUGGCUGGCUGAUAAAUUCUGUGAUCAGGCAUGCAACGUCCUUUCUUGUGGUUUUGAUGCUGGUGACUGUGGACAAGAUCACUUUGAUGAAUUGUACAAGGUAACUCUUCAAAGGAAUCGGACCCAUUAUGUUAUUCCAAAAGGCAAAUACCUGCCUUAUUUCAACUUUGCUGAAAUAGCAAAGAAAGGACUUGAGGGUGCAUAUAGUGAUAACCCAAUAAUCCGCCAUGCCUCCAUUGCUAACAAAUGGAAGACUAUCCACCUGAUAAUGCACAGUGGGAUGAAUGCAACUGUAAUCCAUUUUAAUCUUACAUUUCAAAGUAAAGAUGAUGAAGAGUUUAAGAUGCAGAUAAUGUUGGAGGUCGAUACGAGAGAGGAACCAAAAACCAAUACAACUUCCACCCCGAAAGCUGAGGAUGAUGUGAAAGCUACAACUUCAGUGCCAGAAGCUGAAAUGAUAUUUGAGGAUAUUCCUGAAGAAGAACGUUUUCCAAGAAUUAAGAGGCGUCGAAAUGGUACAACAGAGAAUCUGGAUGGAGAUGUUGCAAUUCAACUAGUUAACAUGUCUGCCCUUCCUGAAGAUGUGAAGCUUGCUCUGCAGAACCUAGACUUGCAGCUAGCAGUUGGCGACAUCACUUGGAAAGGGUACAAUCUGUCUAAGGCUGCCCUCUUGAAACCCUUCCAAAUGCCGCCUGCAGCAACAAAGACUGCCAUCGGCAAUUCCCAGAACACAAAGGAGGAGGAAGAACAUAAUGGCUUGACUGGUAGGAAGAACCUCACUGUUGGGCGCAAAUCUUCCAAUAAUGGCAAAACAGAAGUUGAAGAAAGAACUCACGGAGCGUUUCCACUGGAAUUUGCACCUACUUCUGUGGCAAUGAAAGUGAACAGUGAUUUUCCACUAACACACAGCUCUGCAUUAACAUCCAAAUCCACCCGUGUACUCCAGAAUGCAGCUGAUAGAUAUGAAUCUCGGGAGAAAAUCUUGAAUGCCCUCCUGCAGAAGGAAACUGGGAAAUCAAAAGAAAUUAAGAAAGAGAAAAUUGUGGAGGAGGAGAAAGGAUAUGUGGGUAUCAAUCCAUUGCAUGUUGAGGAAGAUCUAGAAGGAGGUCCAGCCUUACCAAGAAGGAAGCUGCAAUAUUUCACUGGAAAUUAUCGAGGCUUUUUGCCUUGGGAGAAACACAAAUAUUUCCAAGACCUUCUUGAUGAAGAAGAGGCAUUACGGAAGGAGAUGGCUUAUUUUACAGAUAGUAAACUGGUUGGGAGGCAGCUGAAAGAUACAUUUGCUGAUUCUCUCCGAUACGUCAACAAGCUUCUAAAUGGCAAAUUUGGAUUCACAUCUCGGAAAGUCCCUGCACAUAUGCCUCAUAUGAUUGAUCGAAAAGUGAUGCAAGAAUUGCAGGAUAUAUUUCCUGAAGAAUUUGACAAGACCUCGUUUCAUAAAGUACGCCAUUCUGAAGAUAUGCAGUUUGCCUUUUCAUAUUUCUACUAUCUCAUGAGUGCAGUUCAGCCACUGAAUAUUUCCCAGGUUUUUGAUGAAGUUGAUACAGAUCAAUCUGGCAUUUUAUCUGACCGGGAGAUACGUACAUUGGCUACAAGAAUUCAUGAACUGCCUUUAAGUUUACAGGAUUUGACAGGUCUGGAGCAAAUGUUAAUAAAUUGUUCUAAAUCCCUUCCAGUCAACAUCACUCAUAUUAAUAUCAUACCACCAACUCAGGAAGCAUAUUAUGAUCCCAAUCUGCCUCCAGUGACUAAAAAUCUACUCACCAACUGUAAGCUUGUGACUGAUAGAAUUCGUAAAGCAUACAAAGACAAAAACAAAUACAGGUUUGAAAUCAUGGGAGAGGAGGAAGUUGCCUUCAAAAUGAUCCGCACCAAUGUCUCUCAUGUAGUUGGACAGCUUGAUGACAUUCGAAAAAAUCCCAGAAAAUUUGUUUGUCUCAAUGACAACAUUGAUCACAAUCAUAAGGAUGCUCAGACAGUAAAGGCAGUGCUUCGGGAUUUUUAUGAAUCGUUGUUUCCCAUACCAUCGCAAUUUGAGCUGCCAAGAGAAUAUCGUAACCGUUUCCUUCAUACACAUGAGCUUCAGGAAUGGAGGGCCUACAGAGACAAGCUGAAAUUUUGGACACACUGCGUCCUAGUGACAUUGAUUGUGUUCACGGUCACCUCAUUUUUUGCUGAGCAGCUAAUAGCCCUCAAAAGAAAAAUAUUUCCAAGGAGGAGGAUUCAAAAAGAAGCCUGUCAUGAACGAAUGAAGGUGUAGAAGAAUUUUGUUUGUAAAUCAGUCUACCUCAACAUGUGAUGAACAUGUGAAAUGUUUUGUUUCAGAAGUGUCUUGAUAGUUGUGUGCUGGGCAGAAUCAGAAGUGCCCACGUCCAUUUUAGCCUUCGCGACACUGUGUAUGACACCCAUGCUACUGAACUUACAGAGAGUGUGAGGAAGGGAGUGUGUUGCUAGCUCUCAGAUGGUUGCAGUUCACAAUCAUUGUCUCCUGAGUGCAUUAUCCUUUUUAUAAAAAGGGUUUCUGAAAGGAACAUAGCUGCAUUUGUUGCAGUAGAUCUUGCCAACUAAAUAUGAUGUUGGAAAGUCAAACUCUUCGGCCUCGGUUAGGUCUGUCCCUGACUCUUCAUCCUGAGGCAUUCUGUGAGGAGUUGACCUUCAGUCAGUACCUUCCUCCUUUUAUGCCACUUUUCACAGAACAAUGAAGUGCACCUGCUUGGACUGCAGUUGUGCCCCCUGAGUGCGUGGAGAGCAUGGAGUUGUGCUCUGUAACUAUUCUUCUCUCUGCUACUGCUCUUGAGGCUUGUUGCUCAGUCCCAACUGGUGAGAAUUGACUGGUUGCAACAGGAACGUCUCGCAUGUUUGCUUAAGAAGUAUCUGGCAUUUCAUUCUUCCUGGCCUACAGGCUAUGCUGGAGAAGCAGGAAGAGAGCUGUCUGUCCAGGCCCUGAGAAAGAAUUGAGCUUCCAGAUGCUCCUAGGUAACCACAAGAAGCGCUCUCAAAUGAAUUGCCUGGAUGAAUUGGGGUGCAGAAGCAUCACAGCGGGUUGACAAGGCAGGGCAUAGUCUUAAUGUACCUCUAUGGGAGCUGCUGUGCAUUCUGUUCUCCACGCUCUCAGGGACAGAAUUGUGACCUUGGCCUUUGUUUUCCAUUUAGGUACCACUUACACUUACUAAAGUAUAUAUAGUUUGUAUGUAAUACUGACUGCAGGGUGUUCUGAAUGAAGGACUGGGAAGAUAACACUCUAUUGCUACAUUAUUCCACUCAAUAAUGAAAAAUAGUACUUAAAGAAAUUGUAUUAGAUUUCCCAGUGUAAUGCCUUUUGUUGAUCAAAAUGUCAAUUGCAGCUCCACCUAUUGCAUUAAAUUUCUGAGAACAAUGUGGUAAUAUUUGUAUGCCUAAUUAAAACUGAGGGCUAAUAAUCAAGUAAAAGGGAUUUGGAUGUAGCUAUUAUUUUUACAAGCAUUGUAUAUUUAGCAGCAAAAGUGCCUCGCCAUAUAAGUUGUCAAUACAUUAUAUUGUGUUAAUGGUUCAAGUGUAUUAGCAUGAUACACAGUAACUUCUCAUGUCAAGCAUUAAUGUUCAGAAAUUGAGACGAGUUCUGAUGAUCUACCUUAUUUUGUCAAGACAAAUAACAAAACAAGAAAAGAGAGAGGACACUUUUCAAGCAGAUAUUUUUGAAAGAAUACCUUCAAUCAUGAGAUUAACAAAUUUAGACUUUAGAUGAUAUCAAUAAUUUUAUAAUGAAGAGAUGAGAUAUAUGUGCUGUAAAAUGUAUGUUUUCUUUUUAAUAGAUAAUGUUCAUGAUUUAAAAAUGUGUGCAUGCUAAAGAGGAAAAAUGAUCAGCUGUUUAAGGGUCUGGGUACUGAAUGUUUUAACUAGAAUGCAAAGGCACCUUAUUCUUGUGCAGAUACCCAAUUUUAAAUUAAAGUUCAGCUUCUUUAAAAUUCCA
Hemicordylus capensis (graceful crag lizard) is the source of this 5680-nucleotide messenger RNA. It is a transcript of the gene GNPTAB, whose product is annotated as N-acetylglucosamine-1-phosphate transferase subunits alpha and beta. Gene Ontology annotation, molecular function: calcium ion binding; UDP-N-acetylglucosamine-lysosomal-enzyme N-acetylglucosaminephosphotransferase activity. The transcript is spliced from 21 exons. Gene Ontology annotation, biological process: N-glycan processing to lysosome; carbohydrate phosphorylation. Lineage: Eukaryota; Metazoa; Chordata; Lepidosauria; Squamata; Cordylidae. Gene Ontology annotation, cellular component: Golgi apparatus. The record is from RefSeq and is a predicted model, not a curated record. The coding region runs from base 197 to 3991 and encodes 1264 amino acids.